CAGCGCCACAGUGACGGCGGCUGGGUCCUUCAAAGAAACUACAUUUCCAUGACGGCAGUGGGAGGGUUGUUGAGUAACGAGGUGGGGCGUUUUCACAGUUUGAAGCAACAAGUUGCCCUGGCGAGAAGGCGAGCGGCUACUCCAUCGUGGUUUCUGCGGCAGGUGGUCACCGCGCGUCCAGCACUGCUCGCACUUUGUGAAUGGGAUUACUGACCGCGCAGCCUUCAGAGCUGAAAUGGACGGAGGAUGGAUGGAGUAGAAUAACUUCUUCGAAUUAGCUCAAAACACCUUUUCUUUUCUCUGAGAGGCGGAAAGUGAGGAAAUUGGUAGACAAGUGGUGUUUUUUUUGACGCGUCUCUGCGUGCGUAAUGCUCUCAGCCUAGAGCCUUUUUGAUGUUUUUGUUUUUCCUGAAUGUUGUUGCAUUGUGAAUAAUGGCACUCGCUAGAUUCAGCAAAAUUCUCCGGCUGCCCACUAUUGAAAUAAAAAAGAAAAGCAAGCAGUACGAGCACGUCCGUAGGGACAUCAAUCCUAACGACAUAUGGGAGAUUCUUGGCGAGCUGGGCGACGGUGCGUUUGGAAAAGUCUACAAGGCCAGGAACAAAGAGACGGGAGCUCUGGCUGCAGCCAAACAGAUCGAGACAAAGUGCGAAGACGAGCUGGAGGACUACAUGGUUGAGAUUGACAUCUUGGCUAAAUGUGACCACCGCUACAUUGUCAAGCUGCUUGAUGCAUUUUACCAUGACAACACACUGUGGAUCAUGAUCGAGUUCUGCCCCGGAGGUGCUGUGGAUGCCACAAUGCUAGAAUUGGAUCGCGGGCUGACGGAGCCACAGAUUAAGGUGGUUUGUCGCCAGAUGCUGGAAGCUCUGGUCUACCUUCAUAGCAUGAAGAUCAUCCACAGAGACCUGAAGGCUGGUAACAUCCUCCUCAUGCUGGACGGAGACAUCAAACUGGCCGAUUUUGGAGUAUCUGCAAAAAACAACAAAACCUUACAAAGAAGAGAUUCUUUCAUUGGAACGCCAUACUGGAUGGCCCCAGAGGUGGUAAUGUGUGAGACCAUGAAGGAUUCUCCAUAUGACUACAAGGCUGAUAUCUGGUCCCUGGGAAUCACGCUGAUCGAGCUCGCGCAGAUUGAACCCCCGCACCACGAGCUCAACCCCAUGAGGGUGUUGCUGAAGAUUGCCAAGUCGGAGCCUCCCACCCUGGAGCAGCCACAGAAAUGGUCACGGGAGUUUAAAGAUUUCCUGAAGAAAGCUUUGGACAAAAACCCAGAGACUCGUCCGAGUGCAACACAACUCCUGGAGCACCCUUUUGUGAAGUCUGUGACGUCUAACCGUCCGUUGCGGGAGCUGGUGGCCGAGGCCAAGGCUGAGGUCAUGGAGGAAAUAGAGGACAAUAGAGAGGAAGGAGAGGAGGAUGAUGCCAUGGAGCUCACUGUGUCUCCAGGCAAGGAGCCAUGCCAGACCAGUCAGACCAGUUUGGAAGGAGAGCCGGACACCCCGAGCCCCACCACACCUUCCCCAACCACACCAGUACCUUUACCCAGGAAAGCAGUUGAGCCAGAUACACCAACAGAGCCAGGCUCCGUCAUGGUGGUCCCUGUUCCGGUACCACGGCAGAAUCUCCCUUCAAAAGAUCCUAAACUUGCUGAUGAAGUCACUCUGGAGUCUGAUAAAUCUGAGAGCAAGGCCUCAACCAAGACUUCCAGCUCAGAUUCGGGCAUUGAGGAUGGGAAGAGUACGCCUACGUCAGAGGAGGAAAAGGUUGUUGUGGAGACUCCAGAGACAGAACAUCCACCAUCUCUGACCCAGCCAGAGGCAUCUGCGGAACAGGUUGACAUCAUCAUAGACUCGAAAGACCCGGAGGUGCCCAAAAUCCGAGUGACCAAGGAGGAUAACAACACUGGGGUUGAUGAAGGCUUACCAACACCAAGUCCAAGUCCCACUGUCACUCCCAUACCCACUCCUGCUCACUCAUCGGCUUCCACCCCCAUACCCUCACCCCGUUCAGGGCCGAAUGGAAGCCUGACCAAAGAUACCCCAGAGCGGACAUCAAUGGGAGGAAACACAGAGGCUAACUCACCUUAUAUCAAUGGAGGGAUUUUCAGCAAACGGUUCUCUUACUCAGGCAGCAUGGCAUCAGAGAGCAUGGAUUUGUCGAUCCCCAAGGAGAACAUGUCAAUGUCCGCAAGGAACUUCUCGAGUAAGACUCUGAAGCGAACCAGGAAGUUUGUUGUUGACGGCGUAGAGGUGAGUGUGACCACCUCCAAGAUUAUCAGAGAUGACGAGAAGAAAGAUGAGGAGAUGAGAUUCCUGAGACGCCAGGAGCUGCGUGAGCUCCGUUUGAUCCAGAAGGAAGCUCACCGCGCUCUGACUGUUCUAAACACCAAACUGGAGACACAGAGAGAGCAAAUGCAGAGACGUUUUGAUCAGGAUAUGAAUACCAAGAAGAAACACUAUGAUGUGGAGCUGGAGAACCUGGAGAAGCACCAGAAGCAAACUAUUGAGAAGAUGGAGGCAGACCACCAUGUUAAACUCAAGGAAGAGACCAAACGUAUCAAAGCAGAGCAGGAACGUGAACACCACAAAUUCCAAGAUCAGCUGAAACACAAGAAAAAGGACGUCAAACAGUCUGUUGAUAAGCUGCCCAAAAGUCAGCGUAAAGAAUCCUUGAAGCAGAUGAUGAAUUCCUUCCAAGACAUGAAAAUAAAAGAGGAGAGCAGAUUCUUGGCUGAUCAGAAGGACUUCUUGGACACCACUCUGAUGAGAAUCAUCUCCAACAACAAGAGAGAGAUUGCGGAGAUGGAGAGGGAAUGCCUUAACAAAAAACAGCAGCUAAUCAGAGAGCGUGAAGCUACGAUAUGGGACAUGGAGGAGAAGAACCUCUAUGAAAGACACCAGUUAUUAAAGCAGCAGCUGAAAGACCAGUACUUCCUCCAGAGGCACCAACUUCUCAAGAAACACGAUAAGGAGCAGGAACAGAUGCAGUGCUAUAAUCAGCGAAUGAUUGAGAUUCUGAAAGGUCGGCAGCAACAGGAGAAGAACCGACUGCCUAAGAUCCAGCGCAGUGAGGCCAAGACCCGCAUGGCCAUGUUCAAGAAGAGCCUCCGCAUCAACUCAACAGGCAGCUCCUCUGAAGACAGAGAGAAGAUCAAACAGUUUUCUCAACAGGAGGAGAAGCGGCAGAAAGCAGAGAGGCUGCAUCAGCAGCAGAAACAUGAGAACCUGAUGAGAGAGAUGAUUGGCCAGUGUGAAAGCAAUAUCAGAGAGCUGCAGCAGCUGCAGAAUGAAAAAUGUCACCUGUUGAUUGAAAAUGAAACUCUGAAGCUUAAGCAUUUGGAUGAACAACACAACCAGCUGCUGAAGGAAUGGAGGGAUCACCUAAAACCCAGGAAGAAGGCCCUUGAAGAGGAGUUAAACAUGAAGAAAAAGGAGCAGGAGGCUUUCUUCAGGAUGAGUGAGCAUUCGGAUUGCCCAAACCCAAGUUCUCCCAAUAAACUCUCCAGGUUUGUGCCUUACCAAGACUCAUCUGCCACAUAAAAAUAGCUGCUGUGAUGUUCCACAUUAUCUCCUGGGCACUGUCACUCAUACAUCCACAGGUGUUACAAAUGCCUGCUGCCUCAGUUGUAAUUGGCUUUGCCUGUAAUGGCAGCAUAUCUAUUCCUUUCUUUAGGUUCCUUCAUUGUUUUAGCGAAUAUUUAUGUUUUAACUCAUGUUCUUAGGUUUUUCUUCGAAAAAGUGUUAUAGUGUUUGAUGAUUUGAAACUCAUCAUGUGCUCCACAUCAAAUCAAGUACCGUACACAGCACCAGCUCCUCCAGUGUUUAAAUUUCUUUUCAUUUCUGCUUCUUCUUGUGAAACGUGAUACAGAGAUCGUGAGAUCGUGAGUGAACAUGUACUUGUGGGUGAGCUGAAAACCAAACUAAUUAUCAGUUGAGUAAAUAUUCGGGGGGAAGAAACAUCGUUUUGGUAAGAAUUAGUUUGCGGUAUCUUAGUACUAGUGAGGAAAUUUCUUUUUGCAUGAGAAGGAAGAAUGUUUGUUUCCAUGAAAGCUGUUGAGGCGGUUAACUAAGCACUUUUUUAUUUAUCCCAAAUUAGCGGGGCUGUCUUCCAAAUAUCACGACCAAAAACACACACAAACCCAAAACUUCACAAUUUACCAACUACCAACUUUUUUCUGUUUUCUGGCUUGGCUGACUUAUCUGUUUGUAAGUCAGAUGCAUGUCACAGAGAAGCUUAAGCCAUCUUUUAUUUAUUUUUACAUAUAAAGAACCAUAUCCAGAUUUAUCACUGUAAAGGCUAAUUUAAUAUUUUUGUUUCUCUGUUUCUACCUGCACACCUAUGGUAUGAAGGACAUGCUUAUUAUUUUGUAUCCUGUUUUAAAUGGCCAUGAGGCUGAAUCCAGAUCAGAAUUUAAUAUUUUUUUAAUGAUUGAUGUAAUGAUUAUUUGGGAAUGGGAUUGUAACACACAAGGGAAGACUUAAUUCUUAUCGCAAAGUGUUACAACAUUUUUGUUUUUCUAUUUUGUUUUGUUUUUACUGUAAAAUCAGUCACACUGGAUAGUAACUGACAACGCCAAAGGAAAAUACUGUUGUUGUUUGAAGGAUGUUAGAUUUAAAUUUGAAUAAUAAAAGUAAAUGUAUUAAGUGUUUAAUUGUUAUACCAUGUGCAGUAAGUGCACUGCUUGCUAACAAAAGUGCAAUAUUACAUGUAUGUCUUUGCUAAGCUUAAAGAGGUUUAUCUUUCUUAAAUUUUACCUUCCUUUGCACUGAGAAGGAGAAUAAUAUCAAGAGUUUAACUCCAAAGAUAGGUGGAUCAAAUUUUUGAAAGAAAUGUCAAUGCAUAAAAGUGAUUCCAUCUUCAGCUAUUUUCUACUCAAGGAGCAGUAACUUAAGAUUUCAUUUUUCAAAUGAUGAUCUGAUUUUUGAACAUAACUCUUCACAUCAUUUUGUAAGGGAGUGCAACAAUUCAGACUGACGGAAAACAACUCUAAAGUUUGUAGCUGAGGAACUUGUUGCCUUGAGUUUUCUUUAGAGCAAUUUGACCUGCAGAUUUACAUUAAAUCAGGUCAGCUUUCAGGUACUGCUUAGUCUCUUUCUCCUCUCACACACUUUCUCAAAAGUAUUUAAAUUUGUUGUAAAAAAUUCUCUUUACUGUCACAUUUGGUGGCUCCAUCUGUGCCUUCCUCUCUGACUCUGUUUACAUGAUAUUGUUUGUAUGGAAAGGGUUGUGAGCGUGAAUGAGACUGUAUCAGAAGGAACCACUGUUGUAAAUAAUAUUAAUAAAGGAAGAUUUUCUAAUUA
This is a messenger RNA of Scatophagus argus, 5301 nucleotides long. It is a transcript of the gene stk10, whose product is annotated as serine/threonine kinase 10. The transcript is spliced from 20 exons. The coding region runs from base 433 to 3540 and encodes 1035 amino acids. Gene Ontology annotation, biological process: protein phosphorylation. NCBI's taxonomy places the organism in Eukaryota, Metazoa, Chordata, Actinopteri, Scatophagidae. The record is from RefSeq and is a predicted model, not a curated record. Gene Ontology annotation, molecular function: protein serine/threonine kinase activity; ATP binding.